Sebastes umbrosus (honeycomb rockfish) is the source of this 2106-nucleotide messenger RNA. Its product is annotated as endothelin receptor type B-like. The coding region runs from base 632 to 1963 and encodes 443 amino acids. Gene Ontology annotation, molecular function: endothelin receptor activity. The record is from RefSeq and is a predicted model, not a curated record. Gene Ontology annotation, cellular component: membrane. The transcript has 7 exons. Gene Ontology annotation, biological process: enteric nervous system development; regulation of blood pressure; vasoconstriction. Lineage: Eukaryota; Metazoa; Chordata; Actinopteri; Perciformes; Sebastidae.
AUGACUUCUAAGUUUAGCAAUAGAGACUCUGUGGCUUCAAGCAAAGAAAAAAAAAAAAUCUUCUCUUCACUAUAAUAGACAUUUUGAUACAUUUAGAUUUUGUGUGAAAGUUUUAUGUCAAACAAGAUAACAGACAACUUUUUAGUGAUAGAGUGGGAAACAACUGUAACAUAAUGUCCCCACUGGAGCCUAUAAAAUGAUCUCACUCUGUGAUAACAGACAAUACACUUCAAUGCCAUCCUUUCAUUGAGGAUGAUGCAUCAAGGGAAGUAAUUACAGUCACUACUGACAGAUCGAUGACUAACGCUGACAACAAUACCUUAGUCUAUAAAACCCUCUGCUGGGUUCAGGCGCUGCAGCAAAGUAGUAGUAUAGCAGUCCUUUGUGUUGAACAUACAGCCCAUUUUGUAGGCAUUACAGACACUAAUUUCAUACAGCGUUUGUAUAUGUACAUCUAAAGGUAAGCUGGCAUCAUUCAGAGUAUCAUAUUGUAUCAGUGCUGUGUGUUUACUGUUGCUUUUUGAUCAGUGAAUUAUAUUAAUUAUUUUCCUCACCUAAAUGCUUUGAUGCAAAUCUCAAGGCUGAGAUGCUGUGCUAAUUAUUUUCACUCUCAUUUUCACUCCAGGGCUGCAUGGCGAAAACAUUUCAGGGCCUUUUGAGGAAAUCAUCAACAAUGUGGGCCGCUGCUCUCGUUCUUUGUUUGGGAAAUAUUCUCAUCGGAGGAGAGGCCAGUGAUCAGCAUUCAGAGCCGUUCCCUGUAAUUGAACUCUCUGAAACGGCCUCCCCUGGUGUUUUAAUACUGGACAAACAGAAAUCCAACAGCUCAAUUCAUCCACCUCAAGUGGCAAGACCAAAAACACCACACCCUCCUAUGUGCCUGGAAUCGGCUGGAAUCAGAGACGCCUUCAAAUAUAUCCACACCGUGGUCUCUGUUGUUGUUUUUGUCGUCGGAAUAGUGGGGAAUUCGGCUUUGCUGAAAAUCAUAUAUGUGAACAAAUGCAUGAGAAGUGGACCGAACAUCCUCAUCGCGAGUCUCGCUUUGGGGGAUCUAAUCCACAUUGUGAUAGACAUUCCAAUCAACGCAUACAGGCUCAUGGCAGAAGAUUGGCCAUUCGGUUUGUUGAUGUGCAAACUCGUCCCCUUCAUACAGAAAACCUCUGUUGGAAUUACUGUGUUGAGCUUAUGUGCCUUGAGUGUCGACAGAUACCGAGCUGUAGUAUCCUGGAAUCGAAUCAAAGGCAUCGGGGUUCCAGUGUGGACAGCAAUCGAAAUAACUCUGAUAUGGAUUAUUUCUAUCCUGCUGGCUGUGCCUGAAGUUGCCGGCUUUGAUAUGAUAGAAAUGAACUAUAAAGACAAGCAUCUGAGGAUAUGUCUGCUUCAUCCCAUGCAAACCACGCCGUUCAUGCAGUUUUAUAAAUCAGUAAAGGACUGGUGGCUCUUUGGCUUCUACUUUUGCAUGCCACUGGCCUGGACUGCCGUCUUCUACGCCCUCAUGACCAGGAAAAUGCUGAAGAAUACUGAGAACACAUUAAGCGACCACACCAAGCAGAGACGAGAAGUCGCAAAAACCGUCUUCUGCCUGGUGAUUGUGUUCGCACUUUGCUGGUUGCCUCUAUACCUGAGCAGGAUCUUGAAAUUAACCAUAUAUGAUGAGAAAGAUCCUAAUAGGUGUCAGAUGCUGAGUGUCUUUCUCGUCCUGGACUAUUUUGGCAUUAACAUGGCAGCACUCAACUCGUGCAUCAACCCUAUUGCAUUGUACACAGUCAGCAUGAGAUUCAAAAGAUGUUUCAAGGAGUGUCUGUGCAGUCGGUGUCUACCUCUUCAAGCUGUUGCCCAUGACGAGGCGCAGUCUGUUUUCAAGUCCAGAAAGCAGGAUCAAGCCUCGGAGCAGAGCUGCAGCAUCAAAGCUCACAAGCAGACUUCCACACUUCUACCUGAGCAGGAGAACACUUCACUGUGUUAACAAAACUCUGUGAAAAUUAGGGGUGGGUAAAAAAUCGUUACGGUAUAGUCUCGCGAUAUUUUGCAAAAAUUGGCAUGGCCAUUUUUUAAAGGGGUCUCUUGACCUCUGACCUCAAGAUAUGUGAAUGAAAAAAAAUUAAAACU